Rubroshorea leprosula is the source of this 3534-nucleotide messenger RNA. The record is from the annotation of a GenBank genome assembly. NCBI's taxonomy places the organism in Eukaryota, Viridiplantae, Streptophyta, Magnoliopsida, Malvales, Dipterocarpaceae.
AUAUAUCGAAGAUCCUUUCUAUUUUGUGGAUUGUCCUUGUAUUCCUUUAAAUUCUGUUUACUGGUAUCAUUUGGUAUCAGAGCAAGUUCCUGGCAUCAUGGAAACUCACUUACAAGAACAAAAGAAAUUGAUUGAUGAUGUUGUUAAAACAGCUAUGGCUGAGAUGGGCGGACAUUAUGAACAACUACUUAAGGCCAUGGAGGAAAAGUAUGAAAACCAAGUGUCAGAUUUGAGAACUCGAAUGUCAGGUAUGGGGCCACUUACUUCCAAAAUUGCCAAGAUAGAGUUUCCCAAAUUCAAUGGUGAAGAAUUGAAAGAUUGGUUGUAUAAAUGCAAUCAAUAUUUUAGAAUUGAUGGUACUCCUGAUGAACAUAAAGCUCAUUUGGCUUCAAUAAAUCUUGAGGGAAAGGCUAUGAAGUGGCAUCAAUCUUUUUUAGAGAUUAAGGGAGAGCAAGUGCUUUCAAAUUGGGAGGAAUAUGUUGAGGGCCUUAAGGCUAGAUUUGGUGAGAAGGCUUAUGAGGAUCCCAUGUCUGAUUUGAUUUCACUUAAGCAAACUGGGACAGUGGAAGAAUUCCAGGAGCAAUUUGAUACUCUUUUCCCUCGAACUGGAAUAAAUGAAAAACAAGCAGUGAGUUUUUUCCUUAGUGGAUUGAGAAGAGAGAUAGAAAUUUCAGUGAGGAUGUUUAAGCCACAGACUCUUUAUGAUGCUUAUGCUUUAGCCCGGCUACAAGAGUCUUCUAUUCAGGAGGCACAAAAGUUAGCUUUAACAUGUAAACUUCAACCCAGACCAACUGCACCCUUAUUACCUACACCAAACACUCUUCCUCAGACACCUAAUGCUACUACAAAAACAUUCACUUCUACCAACUCUACCAAAUUACCUUACCCAAACACUAGACCAUCAAACACCUCUCCUAAACAUAUUAAGCCCCUUACCAGACAAAAGAUGGAGGAGCGAAGGCGAAAAGGAUUAUGCUAUUGGUGUGAUGAAAAAUUCACCAAUGGUCACAAAUGCAAAAAUAUGCAGUUGUUUUCCAUUGAAGUUGUUGAGGGUGAUGAAGGAGAAGAAGGGGAAGUCUUUGAGGAAGCCAUAGAAGAACUUCCAGAUGACUCCAAUCCACACAUGUCUAUUCAUGCAUUAUCUGGAGGUAGCAGUGGAGCUUACCGUACAAUGAGGGUAACUGGAUAUGUGAAUAAGAAACCUAUUCACAUACUCAUUGAUUCUGGGAGUACUCAUAAUUUUUUAGAUGUUAAUGUGGCAAAAAGGGUUGGCUGUAAGUUACAAGCUGUUGAGGCUUUGAAAGUUGAUGUAGCUGAUGGAAGUUCACUGGAAUGUGUCCAUAUGUGCCAAGAUUUUACUUGGUGGUUACAAGGUAAACCAUUUCAUACGGAUACAUUAAUUUUACCUCUUGGUAGUUGUGAUAUGGUGUUGGGAAUUCAAUGGCUAGAGACCUUGGGUGACAUUUUGUGGAAUUUUAAGACUUUACGCAUGGAGUUUGCUGUCAAUGGACAAAAGUAUGUACUCAGGGGAUCCUCUCAGGUGUCUUUAAAGAUGGUUGGCAGUAAAGGAAUGGUGAGAUUGCUUAAAAAAGAAGGACAGGCCAGCUCAAUUCAUUUAUGUAGUCUGAUUGUUGAUGCUGUCGAAGGACGUGGCACUUGGCAAACUGAAGAAAAUAAAGCUGAAAACACUUCCAAGAAGGUUUCAACUUGUUCUGAAUUGGAGAAAUUAUUAUUAGAGUAUGCUAAUCUCUUUGCAGAACCUAAAGGCCUUCCUCCCCACAGGGCUCAUGAUCAUAAAAUUUGUUUAAAGGCAGGAACUGAUCCUAUUAAUCAAAGGCCAUACAGAUAUGCAGGAGUACAGAAGGAUGUCAUUGAAAAGAUGACUCAAGAAUUGUUACAAACGGAUUACAGAACUCUAAAUAAGCAGACUGUGAAGGAUAAAUAUCCCAUACCCCUCAUUGAAGAGCUGUUAGAUGAGUUGCAAGGAUCAAAAAUUUUUUCUAAGAUUGAUCUUAGAUCGGGAUACCAUCAAAUUAGAAUGUAUCCACCAGAUGUUCCAAAAACAGCUUUCAAAACUCAUGAAGGGAAUUAUGAAUAUUUAGUCAUGCCAUUUGGUCUCACCAAUGCACCUUCUACUUUUCAAUAUCUUAUGAAUGAUAUUUUCAGAGUUUACCUUCGAAAAUUUGUCUUGGUAUUCUUUGAUGAUAUCCUUGUUUACAGUAAGAGCUUGGAAGAGCAUAUCUACCAUUUGAGACAGGUAUUUAAGCUGUUGAGAGAUAAUGAGCUAUUUGCAAAGCAAAGCAAAUGUUUCUUUGGUUGUGACAAGAUAGAAUAUCUUGGGCACUAUAUCUCUGAAGAAGGAGUUUCUACUGAUCCUAAGAAGAUUUUAGCUGUUCAGCAAUGGCCUCAACUGAAGACUGUUAAGGAAUUGAGGGGAUUUCUCGGUUUGACAGGAUAUUAUCGAAGGUUUAUUCGGAAUUAUGGGAGUUUGAGUAAACCUUUGACAAAAUUGCUAAAAAAAGAGGGGUUUCAUUGGUCAAGGGAGGCUAGUGAAGCUUUUGAAUCCCUUAAGCAUGCUGUGACAACAACUCCAGUGUUGGUUUUGCCAGAUUUUUCCAAGGAGUUUGUAGUGGAGACCGAUGCUUCUAAUGCUAGAAUUGGUGCUGUUCUUUUACAACAAGGGCAUCCAAUAGCCUUUAUCAGCAAGGCUUUGUCCUUAAGACAUCAAAGUUUAUCAGUUUAUGAAAAGGAGUUGUUAGCUCUAAUUUAUGCAGUGCGUAAGUGGUCACGUUAUUUGACUGGAAGGCAUUUUAUCGUCAAAAUAGAUCACCAGAGUUUGAAGUAUCUUUUAGAGCAGAGGAUUAGCACUCCUUUACAGCAAGCUUGGUUAGCUAAAUUAAUGGGCUAUGAUUUUUCAAUUAGUUAUAAAAAGGGAAAAGAAAAUGUGGUAGCAGAUGCCCUUUCUCGAGUGUCCAGUAACCAGCUCAUGCAAAUGGUAGUCUCUAGGAUUCUUCCUGGUAUUUAUGAAGAGGCGAGACUUAGCUGGGAAGUUGAUCCAGUGCUUCGGGAAAUCUGUAAUAAAUUACAACAAGGUUCUUUAAAGGAUUCUGCUUACACUUGGUCUGAAGGACAACUAAGACGAAAAGGCAGAUUAGUUGUGGGAAAUAAUGCUACUCUUAGGAGGAAGUUGAUUCAUUUGGUGCAUGAUAGUGCAAUGGGAGGUCACUCUAGAAUUCAAGCUUCCACAAAAAGGUUUGCGCUUUUGUUUUAUUGGAAAGGCUUAGAGAAAGAUGUGAGGCAGUACAUAAGGCAGUGUGAUGUAUGUCAGCGUUACAAGACGGAAAAUACUCCAACUCCAGGGCUAUUGCAACCUCUGCCAGUUCCUCAGCCGCCCAUUUUCCAACCGUUUAAACCCCAUUUUUCCCCUCUGUUUCUUCUCCAUCUUCAACCUCUGUUUUUCUCAAUCCAAGUUCCCUCUCAAAACACCUUCUUGAUUUAAUGAUUAUUUUUUUUUAUUAAACAUAACAAAUUCUG